UGGGAGGGACCAGCUGCUGGACAUAUAUAGGCAAGGAAUGGCAGCUUCCCAUUGGCUGCAUAUUCUGCUCAUUACGUAUUACGUCAAACCCCGGAGCAGCUUCUUCAUUACUUUGUUCCCAGGCUCUCCACCGGCUGCCAUCCCAGGGCUAACAGCCAUACUUCUCGCUAACUCCGGCUGAACCAAUGCUAUUCUGGUCUCUGCAUGGAUUUACGCAACAAAUGUGCCAGUCACAAUAUGGCGGAGCGUCUGCACGUUAUACUUUCCCCGUCUCCUUACGCCAACAACGUCACGUGAUUAUCAGUUGCCAUGGAAGCUCAGGCUUUUCGGAGACGCUUCUGGUGUUGAUGAACUUUCUUCUAGCAUGUGUUCCCGUUCCUCUGUGUAACACUGCCACGGAAGCAUGGGAAAAAUGAAGAAAAAAGACAGCAAAAAGGGAGAGAGAGAGAGAUCUGCACAAGAAACCUCUGAUGAAGGCAGCUUCAAGAUAUCUCCAGGUUCAAUCACUCCAUCUGAUGAACAACAUUCCUCUUCCAUGAAAUCUAUUCCCCAGGAAGAACAUGUGAAGCAGACUGAGCCUCCUGUUGUGUCGCCUUCAACAGAUGUGUAUGAGGAACCUGUGCUAACUCAACUUAUUGUUGAAAAAUAUGAAGGAGAAUUACUAAAUGGAUUGUAUGAAAGGGAAGGUGUUGCAUAUUUUAAAGGUGGAAAUAUGUAUACAGGCAUGUUUUCUGAAGGGACAAUGCAUGGCAAAGGAACAUACACAUGGAAAGAUGGACUGACAUUUGAGGGAGAUUUUUACAUGAACUUUCCCAUGGGACAUGGUGUAUAUAAAUGGCCUGAUGGCAGCCGAUAUGAAGGAGAAGUGCAUAAGGCAAUCAGACAUGGGCAUGGCAUUUACACAUCCAGUAAUCAGCAGGUUUCAUAUGUUGGAGACUGGCAUAAAGGCACUCGGAAUGGGAAGGGAGUUAUUUACUAUAAUAAAGAGGGAACCUCAUGGUAUGAAGGAGACUGGAUAUCUAACAGGAAGGAGGGCUGGGGAGUACAGUGCUUUAGCUCUGGCAACAUUUAUGAAGGCCAAUGGAAAAACAAUACAUUUCAUGGGAUGGGGAAAAUGAGAUGGCUAACGUCAAAUGAAGAGUAUGCAGGGCACUGGGAAAAUGGCAUCCAGAAUGGUUCUGGGACCCACACUUGGUUUUUAAGGAGGAUUGCAGGUACACAGUACUCACUCAGGAAUGAGUAUGUUGGAAACUUUGUCAAUGGCAUACGCCAAGGGCAGGGGCAAUUUUAUUAUGCAAAUGGUGCUAUGUACGAUGGAGAAUGGAAUAAUAACAAGAAGCAUGGACAGGGAAAGUUUAUCUUUAAGAACGGGCAGAUUUACAUUGGAGAAUUUGUGGAGGAUCAGAUAGCCGAGUAUCCAAAUUUUAAGUACGAUCGAGUGAAUACUCCAGAUCUGAGUGGUAUCCGGACACAGAGUUCCAUGAAUUUGGCAAGAAGUGGUACAUCCAGAUAUAAUACAGGCAUUCCAAGUUUAUCGGGGUCAUACAUUGAGCUCGACUUAUCGGCAUUGUUAUACUCAUUUCCGGAGGAGGACAGGCAAGAAGAACUGAAGCAGGUUGAAUAUGCUGUUCUACGGAACCUCACAGACCUGCGCAAGAUCUACAAAUUGUACAGCCAGCUUGGAAGUGAUGGCUCCCCUGACAAUACUCUUCUCAUGACAAAGCUGCAGUUCUGGAGAUUUCUGAAAGAUUGCAAGUUGCAUCACUACAGUAUCACACUUUCUGAAAUGGAUCGUAUCCUAACCGUAGAGAAUACGGAUACUGAAGAGGUUCAUUCACCCCAUUCCACGAUGCUUCUUCGAACCUUUUUGACUAACAUUGUCUACUUAGCGUAUCACAUCUGUCAAACGGGAAACCAAGAGAAGAACAUUUCCCUUGCUGACUGCUUUACAAAAGUCAUGACGCAGAAUAUCCGGCCUCAUGCAACUAAUAUCACAGGGUUUUUGUUUUCUGAUGCCCAGAAGGCAUCCUACGCCAUUUCUUAUAUUGAAAAGUCUUGGGAAGUCUACAGACUCUAUUGCACGCCAAACCCUUUCCACCCCUAUGAACCUACCAUGAAAAUGAGGCACUUUCUCUUGCUAAUGAAUGAUCUAAAAAUCCCAGGACUGACCGCUACAAACAUUGUUGACAUUUUAGCAACAGAUGACCCAUGUGUGCGUAUUGACCAGGAAGUCAACCUGGAAUUGGAGCUAACGUUUCUUGAGUUCUUUGAAGCGCUCCUUGGCUGCGCUUCCAUAUGUGUUCCUGAAGAGCAAAUACAGCAGUCGGAGAAUAAAUUGCUGAAGGGAGAUGAGCCGAUUGGAGAAGUCACCACUUAUCUAAAAGAAGACCAACCAGAGCAUUCCUUUCAGGCUGAUUUUCUGCAGGACCUGUUUCUGAGAAGCUCCAUAAACCUCAAGGAUAAAAGGCAGAGCCCUUCUAUGCCAGUCUUUUCUACAAAGAAGCAGCAUAGAGAGGCCAGAGCAGAGAAGUGGUUCCAUCAGACUGAUAUAUUUUUCCUGAAGAAGUUCUUCCCAGCACAUGAACACAAAGAACGACUGAAAGAGGAAAUUCCCAAAAUCAGAGAGCGGCAGGCUGAGAAGGCCAGACAACAACAGAUAAAAGAAGAGGAAGAAGCAAGACUAAAAGCAGAAAGGGAGGCAGAAGAGGCCAGGAGGAUUGAGCAGGAGAAGUUAGAAAAGGCCAAUGCUCUGAUGGAAGCAGAACAUGCAGCACAGGCACAAGGAGAAGAACAGAGUCCCCAGCCUCCCCCCACUCCUCACGACGACUCUCUGAUUAUCCCACCACAGCCUGGCACAAAGACUGCAACUGCAAGCAGAAAGAAGAGGAAAUGAGGUUUCAAAUUAUGCUCCUAGAAAAUGUAAAAUGUUUCAUAUACAUA
Messenger RNA from Xenopus laevis (African clawed frog), 2940 nucleotides. RefSeq names its product radial spoke head 10 homolog B (Chlamydomonas) S homeolog (gene rsph10b.S). Lineage: Eukaryota; Metazoa; Chordata; Amphibia; Anura; Pipidae. The record is from RefSeq and is a predicted model, not a curated record. The transcript has 19 exons. Bases 404 to 2893 code for a protein of 829 amino acids.